CUGUUUCGGAUUAAAAAGGUAAUCAACCGGACCACAGGGCCAAAAGGAGCCGUCAAAAACGGAGACAAGCAUUAACACACACAGGCGUAUUAGUUUCAACAGCACGUUCAAAGUGAAGGUCAACGUCACAACGGCAACGAACGCAGCUGGAAACAGAAACAAAACCACCAAAAACAUCAAGAUCAGCUGCCAAAGUUGCUUUUGACCCACACACAAUGUCGCUUUACGCUGUCUUCCUCCCCGCUUGUGCCCCUGGUCCCGGCCAGCGGCUGGUGCUUACAUUCAUAUUGGGACUACUGAUCCUGGUGGCCUGUGUCCUCAGUACAGAAACCUCCAUGCCCACGCAGAACAUGUCCAACAAGGAGAGGGCUGAAUUGAGGGAGGAAGCCCGAGAUAUGUUCUACCAUGCAUAUCGUGCCUAUAUGGAGAACGCAUAUCCAGCCGAUGAGCUAAUGCCACUGUCCUGUAAAGGACGUUAUCGAGGAGUAACGCCUUCGCGUGGCGACAUGGACGACAUUCUCGGAAACUUCUCCAUGACCCUAGUGGAUUCUUUGGACACCCUUGUUCUAUUGGGCGACUUUGAGGAGUUCGAACAUGCCGUAAAGCUGGUCAUUCGGGACGUACAGUUCGAUAACGACAUCAUUGUGUCGGUUUUCGAGACAAAUAUCCGCAUGGUGGGUGGCCUGUUGUCUGCCCACAUUCUGGCCGAGUAUUUGCAGAAGAAUGCCGACACCAUGCACUGGUAUAAGGGCGAGCUCUUGGAAAUGUCCCGAGAGCUGGGCUACCGCCUCCUCCCAGCGUUCAACACGUCCACGGGAAUACCCCAUGCCCGAGUCAACCUACGACUCGGUAUGAAGGACCCGCAGCUGAAGAAGUCUCGGGAGACGUGUACUGCGUGUGCGGGGACCAUCCUUUUAGAGUUCGCCGCUCUUUCCCGACUCACGGGCGAUCCUAUUUUUGAGGUGCGGGCUCACGCUGCCAUGGAUGCGUUGUGGAAACUGCGGCACCGCGGCUCGGACCUGAUGGGCACCGUGCUCAACGUCCAUUCUGGCGACUGGGUGCGUCGCGACUCUGGAGUCGGGGCAGGAAUCGAUAGCUACUAUGAGUACCUCUUCAAGUCGUAUGUCCUCCUCGGCGACGACAAGUACUUAGCCCGAUUCAACCGGCACUAUAAUGCCGUGAUGAAGUACGUCAGCGAGGGACCCAUGUUGCUGGAUGUGCUCAUGCAUCGCCCACAUGCCAAAUCCAAGAACUUUAUGGAUUCGCUGUUGGCCUUCUGGCCAGGCUUGCAAGUCCUUUCCGGGGACCUAAAGCCUGCGGUUCAGACCCACGAAAUGUUGUAUCAAGUUAUGCAGAUGCACACAUUUAUUCCUGAAGCCUUUACCGUGGACUUCCAAAUCCACUGGGGCCAGCAUCCAUUACGACCCGAGUUCAUCGAGUCUACAUACUUCCUGUACCGAGCCACCGGAGACCAUCACUAUCUUCAGGUCGGCAAACGUGCCCUAAAAACACUCCAGCAGCAUGCAAAGGUCUCUUGUGGAUAUGCAGCCGUCAAUGAUGUUCGCACCGGAAAGCACGAGGAUCGAAUGGAUUCGUUUGUCCUUUCCGAAACAAUCAAGUACCUGUUUCUGCUCUUCUCCGAUCCCCACGAUUUGAUAAUCAACAUUGACGAGUUUGUCUUCACAACCGAGGCACACCUGCUGCCCCUUUCGAUUGCCCAAUUGGGGAAUGCAACCUUUAGCUUUCGCCAAACAGAAGAGCACAACGUACUCGACUUCAUGCGCACCUGCCCCAGUUCCAAUAAGCUUUUUCCUGAGAAAGUACGCAAACCACUGCGCAACUUCAUUACGGGCUCGUGCCCGCGCACCAGCGGCGGAAAGCGACUCAGUGCCCUGGAUUUUCAGGCAAGCAACGCGGAUCAUCUGCGAGCUGUUUACGACAUGGGCAUCACCAUGGUUUCGGUAGGCGACCGCAGCCAAGGCAAGGUGCGACUGUUUCAUAGUUUCUAUAAUGCCAAGAGCCACGAGGAAGGCGAAAUGGGAUUGCAGUUCAUGCAGGAAAUGCUCGAACUGACCAAGAUGCAGAGCAUGAACCAGCUGGCGGCCUUACAGGCUGUGGCUUUCACUACGGAUGAAAAGGGCCAGGACUGGGCCGCCCUGAUGGCCGGACCAUCGCACUUUAGCCCGGAGCUAAUUGGCGAUCAGUUUGUGGAGGGCGACGUUGUGUUGUCCAAGCCGCUGCGCGCCUGCGACGACAGGCUGGACAACGCGGCAGAGGCAAAGGGUAAGGUGCUGGUCGCCGAACGCGGCGAUUGCACUUUUGUGAGUAAGGCGCGUCUGGCUCAGAAAUCGGGCGCAGCGGCGCUUAUUGUCUGUGAUAACGUCCCGGGAUCUUCCGGGGAGACACAGCCUAUGUUUGCUAUGUCCGGUGACGGGAAUGACGAUGUCAACAUUCCGGUCGUGUUUAUGUACAGUGUAGAGUUUGGAAAACUGUCGGCAAUAAUGAAGAGAAGAAAGCAUCCGCUCAGCGUUCGCAUCAUGCAGAUGGUGGAGUUUAAGCGCUGGCAGCUGGCAAAGGAGCAGCGAAAGAACGAGACGGCGACCACCUCAAGCCAAAAGCCGGAAAAGGAGUUGUAGUGCUUGCUGCUACCUACCCGCCCCCAGCUUCAGCGCCAGCCACUGUUCCUGCGAUGGGGCAACUCGUACUCUUAAGUAGUGUCCGCCAAAGUAGAUAUCUUUUUUCAGGAUUCAUGGAAGAGCAACUAAAUUUGAAAUUCUUGUACUUUACUAGACAUGUAAGACUUUCUUAACUCAUCCGAAAUCCGAGGGAAAUUGGGGAGAGACGUAAUGCUACCCAAUC
Messenger RNA from Drosophila bipectinata, 2859 nucleotides. It is a transcript of the gene Edem2, whose product is annotated as ER degradation enhancer, mannosidase alpha-like 2. The record is from RefSeq and is a predicted model, not a curated record. Gene Ontology annotation, biological process: carbohydrate metabolic process; endoplasmic reticulum mannose trimming; mannose trimming involved in glycoprotein ERAD pathway. Lineage: Eukaryota; Metazoa; Arthropoda; Insecta; Diptera; Drosophilidae. Gene Ontology annotation, molecular function: calcium ion binding; mannosyl-oligosaccharide 1,2-alpha-mannosidase activity. Gene Ontology annotation, cellular component: membrane; endoplasmic reticulum.